AUGUGGGAAGCUUCUCUUGAGGCUUUGUCAGCAAGGCCUGAGAUGGCGUUCGCCAUCGUGUUUGCUUUUCUCCACUGCUUCGCGAAUGGCAGGGAUGUCUUCCGGGGAGUUCGGCAGCAGAUAUCUGAGUGUUGCGCUGGUUCGAGGAGCAAAGAGGAAGCCGGUUUUGACCCCCACAAGGCUCGUGUGGAUAAGGCCGUGGAGCAUCAAAUUGAGAAGAACUGGAGUAUUGCGAGCCGCAUGACUCCUCACUGCGUACCCAUGAUUGUGCCACUGCUUCUUACGAGGCAGGACACGAAGGCCUUUCUGUUGCAAGCAUUCCUGGCGUACGUGGUGCAGACUUGCACAGCCCUCAAGAUUUUCACAAUGUCGGCGCGUCGAAUACGCCUCUUCGCACAGUUGUUUUACCUGAACUGGAUGCUGUAUGGUUGGGAGGCUCGCUUUUCAGACGGACCAGAGGCCUCCAUGAUGCUUUCCGCCAUGACUUUCUGCCGGAUCAUGCUGGUGGUGAUCCAAAUCGAGAGCCGUCUGCACAUCCCCGGUCAGACCGCCAUCACAGCUUCCCUGGUCCUGUCCAAGAUGCACGCAAGCGGCUGUAGCACGAGUGUUGCCUUUCUGGCGUUGUCCGAGGGCUUCACCUUGGUCAUGAUCAUCGCCCUGUCCAUCAUCUUGGAGUCGAGCCUAAGAGGCCACUUUGCAGCGCAGCUGAGGUCGACUGAUGCUGAGGCCAUGGUCUCCGGGUUCCGACGGAUGCUGCGCGGGAUUUGCGACGGUGAAGUCUUGCUGGAUGGCAGCCUUUGCAUCAAAGGCCGCAACACUUGCUUGCAGAGGAUCAUGUCAAGGCCAGUCGAUGUGAAUGCCCGCUUCCCGGACCUUCUCGUGGACUCCGAACAGGAGCACCAGCGCUUCCAGGAGUUCAUAAAGACCUCAUCGAAGAUGGAACUUGGGGAAGACGCAGCUGGCACUCCACCUUGUCUCCGGGUCUCUUUGCAAGGCCAUGCAGAAAUCAGCGUGGGCGUGGAUCUUUUCCACGUCCCUCUUGCCAAUCUUUACGGCUCGGGUGACACCUAUCAUUUGCUGGCGCUGAGGCAGGACAGCGAGCCUGGACCGAUCCCUGACGCACGUCCUUCCGACAUUCCGCGGCCGCUUCGGCACACUCCGCCUCCAGUCAGGACGUCUCAAAGGACUCCGGUUGCGUCGGUGUCAUCGUCCUCUGCGGCGUCCGCAGCAUCGUCAGAGGGCCAUGCACUUGUGCAGGCGCUACCUCAGCUCUCCGAGAUGUGUUUGCUGAUAGAUACUUCUUGCCGGCGACAAGUCGUGCAGCAAGUGCACAUCAACUACAAGCCGGCGACUUGUCCAGAAGAUCCCGGCAUGCCAAGUUUAAGGAAUUGGAUACGUCCCACGGACUGGGAUUCUGUACGAUCCAAGGUCAGGCGCUAUGCGGCCAACGUUGCGGAGUUUGCAGAGGAGAACCCGUCUGCUUUAGAGCCGUUGCGGCUCCGCAAGGCUGUGUGGUUCCGGUCGCCGGAAGACCAACAGAGGUAUAUAUUGGCCAAAAAGGCCACGAUUUCGGUGAACCGCUCGGCGAGGCUGCGAGGCAGCUCCUUGCCAAAGGUGUGGCUUCAUUUGGGCGACCUCAUGCAGGCAACUCGAACAGAACCCUCGGUUGCCAUGUCGGGCAUCAGCGAGCUUGAAGCAUGCUGA
Messenger RNA from Symbiodinium natans, 1704 nucleotides. NCBI's taxonomy places the organism in Eukaryota, Dinophyceae, Suessiales, Symbiodiniaceae. The record is from the annotation of a GenBank genome assembly.